Molecule: messenger RNA, 1795 nt
Organism: Cimex lectularius (bed bug)
Lineage: Eukaryota; Metazoa; Arthropoda; Insecta; Hemiptera; Cimicidae
Product: fatty acyl-CoA reductase wat-like
Exons: 9
Coding region: 110-1609 (499 amino acids)
Biological process (GO): long-chain fatty-acyl-CoA metabolic process
Cellular component (GO): peroxisome
Molecular function (GO): alcohol-forming very long-chain fatty acyl-CoA reductase (NADP+) activity
Source: RefSeq, a predicted model, not a curated record
UGUAGUGCUUUCUAAUAGGCGGCAGUCGCAUCGAAAGUUCGCGUGGCGACAUUGUGUCUCGUUGGUUGUUGUUUUUUUGCCACCGAAAUUUUUAUCGUCUUUUUGUAACAUGACUGCGAUCGAUAUACACCGGGGCCUGAACGGGAGGACGAUACUUCUCACCGGUUUCACAGGCUUCAUGGGCAAAGUGCUGACGGAGAAGCUCCUCCGAUGUUGCCCUGAGGUCAGGCAUAUUUACCUCGUAGUCAGAGAGAAGAAGGGCAGAAGCGCAACGGAAAGGAUGGAGGAAGUGCUCAAAGACCCCCUUUUCUCCGUCCUGGAGAAGGAGGUGCCCAAAUACAGGUUGAGACUCACAGCUCUCAGCGGCGACUGCAGCCUGCCCAACCUGGGACUGAGCGACGAGGACAAAAAGAAAGUCACGGAUGAGGUCAGCAUGGUAUUCCACGGCGCUGCCACAGUCAGGUUCGACGAAAGUCUCAAAGUCGCCUACCUCAGCAACGUUCAAGGCACGAAGGAGGUUCUCAGGCUGGCCAAGGAGAUCAAAAACUUAGCGGUCCUCGUCCACAUCUCAACAGCGUAUGCCAACUGUCACCUCCAGAAGAUCGAAGAGCGAUUCUACGAGGCGCCUAUGGACGACAAAAGGCUUGAGGAUAUGGUGCAGAACAUGGAUGACAGCAUACUCGAGGCCAUCAGGCCAAAGAUCAUAGGAAGGUGGCCGAACACGUACUCGUUCACAAAGGCCAUGGCUGAGUCUAUCGUCAAGUCAUACGCCAGUCAGCUCCCAAUCGUCGUGUUCAGACCUGCUAUCAUCGUAGGCACGUCCAAGGAGCCGCUGAUCGGCUGGACGGACAACCUGUACGGUCCGACUGGGAUCGUAGUCGGCGCAGGGUGUGGAGUGCUAAGGUCGAUGUACUGCGACCUGGACUGCAUCGCCAAUAUCGUACCUGUAGACAUGGCCGUGUCGGCAAUGCUGACCGGGGCCAUCAAGAGGAUACAGGACCCCCCCGCAGACGACACCAUACCAAUAUACCACUUCGUCUCAUCUACCGACAACCCUCUGAAGUGGAGGGAGUUCAAAAGGCUCAUCGAGCUUCACGGGCAGGACGUUCCGCCCAUCAAGGCAAUCUGGUGCUACUUCAUGACGACCCAUAGGUACAAGAUCAACCACUACAUUGCCAUACUCUUCCUCCACUACCUGCCUGCCAUCAUACUCGAUACCAUAACCAAACUGACAAAAGGAGACAACCCUAACUUGUACAAGAUCUACAGGAAGAUUGACAAGUAUUCCGAGAUAAUUGAACACUUCUCAAUAAGGAGCUGGGAUUUCACAAAUGACAACAUGAAAAAGUUGAGGAUGAUGCAGACGGACAAGGACAGGGCAGAGUUCAACUUCGACAUCGCAAACCUGAACUGGAGCGAAUUCUUCUAUAACUAUAUACGAGGUCUACGUGUCUAUUUGUUGAAAGAUGGCAUGGAGACGCUGCCAAAAGCGAGGGUGAGGUGGCACAGGUUCCAGAUCGCCCAGAGGAUCAUGCUCACAAUUUUCUACCUCUUUGUCGCCCUCAUGGCCUACAGGCUCUUCACCUGCUUUCUGUCCAUCACGGCAUGACCUGAAGGCAGAAAUCAACGCGAAGCCCUUCUUGCCUUAGCCAUUUAUAAAUUUAAAAAUUAAUAAUUAAACAUGUUAUAGCAUAUUUGUACAUAUAAACACAAUUUACACCUUGAUUAUACUCAUUAAUUUUACUAUUACAUUAGUUAUUUACUGACUCGGUCAAUAAAAUAUCAAAAAAUGUCA